Molecule: messenger RNA, 2154 nt
Organism: Colletotrichum orchidophilum
Lineage: Eukaryota; Fungi; Ascomycota; Sordariomycetes; Glomerellales; Glomerellaceae
Product: phosphoglycerate mutase
Exons: 2
Coding region: 1-2154 (717 amino acids)
Source: RefSeq, a predicted model, not a curated record
AUGGGGCGCCCACCGGCGUACAUUUUCGUGGUCAGGCACGGCGCACGUCUCGACGCCGCUGACAAGAAGUGGCAUCUCACCUCCCCGACUCCUUACGACCCUCCUCUGACCUACGGCGGCUGGCAGCAAGCCAAAGCACUUGGCAUCCGCAUCGGAAAUAUACUUAGACAGGCUGAAGCCGACAUCGACGCAGAUCCCAUGUUUACCAACGGUCGCAAUAGUUCUGUCGACUCGCAGAAGAGGCGUCGCAAGUUCAAGGUUGUCCUCCACAGCUCCCCGUUCUUGCGAUGCGUCCAAACCUCUGUCGCCAUCAGCGCGGGCCUGGGACAGGGACCUCCGCCAGGCACUCCCUCAUAUUCGAUGCCCUCGCCCAGCGCGAACCCUUCCGCUUCACCCCUCGUUCUUCCAGCUUCCGUGGCUGAGGAAGUUGAUCCGCUCUCCACCGAUACGAACGGUACCAAGUCUGAGCAGUCCAAGAAGAAGAUCAAAAAGUCAACUUUGCGCCUAGACGCCUUCUUGGGCGAGUGGCUGUCCCCGGAAUACUUUGAAAUGAUCACACCGCCGCCGGGCUCUGCCAUGAUGCUGGCUGGAGCAAAGGCGGAUCUGCUCAGACGGGAGAACAUCCAUGCUCACGACCACGUCCAGGAGCACUCCCAUCACCAUGCAAACUCAGUUGGCCAAGCCCAGAGUCAGCUGUGGAACAGCCCAAAGUUCAGAGCCGUCCCCGAAAGGUCCGGUUCGACGGACUCCAACUCACCAUCCAUCUUGGGUCUCGAAAACCUCUCUGCCGUGGGCGGCGCUCUGCCACGGAGUCGGGCUGAUAGUACGACCAGCACCUCCAGCCAGCGAGUCCGUUUCACGCUCCCAGAGCCUGCGAACCCGAACGACGGAUACGUAGGUCCCAACCCCAACUACGCUAUUUCACCAAAUCACAAAAUCCCCGACGGCUACGUUGCGCAUGCGCGAGAUGCUUGCGUAUUAGUCGAUUAUCAAUGGGAUUCGAUGCGGGAGCCUCUCGACUGGGGUGAUGGUGGCAAGUAUGGCGAGGAAUGGACAGCUAUGCACCACCGAUUUAGAAAGGGUGUUCAAAAGUUGGUGGACUGGUACACCAUAGCUGAGCGCCCCGCCGAGAUGGUCACCAAGGUGGUCAAGACGUCUCAGAACGGCGACGCCGAGUGUGCUAUUGACGACGAGGACGAUGACGACGUGGAGCCGGUGGUUAUCCUUGUAUCUCAUGGUGCUGGCUGCAAUGCUUUGAUUGGCGCCAUCACGCAUCAGCCGGUUCUCAUGGACGUGGCGAUGGCUUCUUUGACAGUGGCCGUUAGAAAGCCCGGCCGAGACUCCGAGCCUUCCGGCUUGGAUACACCAAUGUCAGAGCCUGAUGUCGACCCAAUGUCCGGCACCAAAGGCAUCAUACCAGUUCACCACUAUUACGAUCUCAAGCUAUUUGCAAACACCGAGCACCUGCGCCAGCCCGUCUCUGCCACUCACAAUCUGUCCAGGGCACCCUCUACAGCCUCAAACCACUCACAAAAUGGACAGUCUCACCCGCGGGGUCGCAUCUCGACAGUGGGAUCCUCCUACACACCGAGCCCGAUCAAAUUCAAUCCCGACUCGUUUGAUUUUGGAAGUCGAAGCAACUCGGCAAACGCGAACCUGGGCAGCAUGCGCCGCGUUUCGAAUAACACAUACUCCCUUCCAAGGACGCCCGCGCUCAACACGACCGGAAUCACAGUCGGAAGCGGCGCAACAAGCUUUACGAAGCCAUCGCCGACGCUCUCCGUUGGGCUGUGGUCUCCAAUCACACCGAAGGAGACAGAAGAAGACGACGAUGAGGACGACGACAUCUUUCCAGACUUUGACCACCGCAAGAAGUUAGCCGCCCUUUCCAAACCUGGCCCGGAGAUUGUCAAGCCUCCGACUCCGGAGAGAAAGGAGCCGCAGCUCGGCGGGCCGGCAAAGGUCCCCCUCAGGCUGCAGGAGAUCUCCCGCCCUACUUCGAGCGACGGCACCGACGAGGAAAACAAGAUUCCUCAGCUGGGCACUUUUGCCAAUGGUGGUUUAUGGGGAGCGCCGCGCCCCUUGGGAGGAACGGAGAUUCUGCGCGACAUGACAACUUCGAAGCGGCGCUGGACCGUAAAUGAGCGCACCUGA